CUCCAUUUUCAGGUGAGGAAACUGAGGCACAGAGAGGUGAAGCAACUUGCCCAAGGCCAUAGAGCGGAAAAGAGGCAGCUGUGGAAUCUGAGCCAGGACAGGGCCCGGGCAGGGACUCCGGUAACUUGUCCCACCCACCGAGACCGUUCACACGACCGACCGAAGACACGUACUGAUGACCUCACAAUACUCGUGGACCCAGUGCUUUACAUACGUCAGAUAAUCUUAUCUGCCCAGCAGCUUGGGGGUGGGUGCUUGUCUUAGCCCCUCCCACAGAUGAGGAAACUAAGGCUCCGGGUCCUCAACCCGCCAAGGUCACACGCGCAGAAGGGGGCAGAACUGGGAUGUCACGGCCACGUUCACCCCCAAGGCCUGUUCUCUCACAUCCUCUGUCCCUGCCCAGACCCUGUCCGGGGCACUGGUCCCAGAGGCGAGGAGAUGAUAAUGAUGGUGACAAUGAUGGUGAUGACGGUCAUGAUGGUGACAGGGAUGAUGAUGGCGAUGGUGACUAAUACUCGGCUCUCACUCUGUGCCCCGGUCCUCAGCACUCAGCAGAUGACACUUCAUUUAGCCCUUACAGCAACCCCGGGAGAAGAAAGGGACGGGGCAAGCAGGAGAGGGGUCAGGCAGCUCCAGAGACCCGGCUGUCUGCACAGAAAGGAGAGCAUAACUGAUGACCCCGAGAAGAGAGGCAGACCCAGCUCCCUUCCGAGUCGAAGCAGAAGCAACAGGGCGGCAUCCUUGCGAAGAGGACGACCUUCUUUGGGGCCUGCCCACAGAGCCACCCUGCCUUCCCAGGGGGAAGGAGGCGUGGUGGUUCCUGUAGGAUAUACGUGCCCCGAAGCACUCACCGUCCACCGCACGUUUAAUGAACUCGCAAUAUUCCCUCCUCUCCCCUCCCCUCGAGCAAAGCUUUCUGGCUGGAGGAGUGGGUAGUGAACCACCCCCCACAAAGAGGAGAAGAUGGCCAAGAUGUCUGGAGCCCAGAAUAUUUCUGGGAGCUUCUCAAGAAACCAGGAACGUUGGUCCUCCCGGGAAGGAAAGCCAGGUCAGGAAGGGGCAGGGAGAAUGUUUUUUCACUGUAGACCCCACAUGUACCACCGGCACGUACGUCCUGCCCCAAAAUAAAUGAACUCGGUUAAAAGUUUUUUUAAAAAA
Leopardus geoffroyi (Geoffroy's cat) is the source of this 1158-nucleotide messenger RNA. RefSeq lists its product as uncharacterized. The transcript is spliced from 3 exons. Lineage: Eukaryota; Metazoa; Chordata; Mammalia; Carnivora; Felidae. The record is from RefSeq and is a predicted model, not a curated record. The coding region runs from base 277 to 936 and encodes 219 amino acids.